CCGGUCUCGGAUGUCGACGACCCUUGGCAAGAAUAAUAUCAUCUCGGGAUCUUGUCAAAAGAGCUCCCGCGCUUGAAUUCCUCUUCUAUUCCUCAAGGACUCUGAGAAACACCGUCAAAGCCAAGACUGGGAUCACAAUCAGACACCCCCGCACUCACUAACUAGCGGUCUCCAGCGGCCCGCCCCAAAAUCCCACCGAUUCCCUGCAGCUCCAGAAGCCGCAUCCACUCCCUGCCUUGAGCCGAGGACAGUAAAUAUUCGGCGCAUAAGAAUCAAGGCCAAUUCACUUCUCGGAACGAACUUCAGUGAGAAGAAGCGAGGGGCAAAGACCGAAUCCAGACCGAGACGACCACUACACCAUGGCACUGAACCUUAGAGCCGGACGGCGCGCUGUCAGCGGAGCCUUGCGUCCCGUCGUGGCAGCGCCCACCAGCCGUGCCUCCCCCCGCCGGGCAUACGCCACCGCCGAGCCGGAUCUCAAGGCGACCCUGAAGGAGGUGAUCCCCGCCAAGCGCGAGCUCCUCAAGAAGGUCAAGGCGCACGGCUCCAAGGUCAUCGGCGAGCUCAAGGUCGAGAACACCAUCGGCGGCAUGCGCGGCCUCAAGGCCAUGGUCUGGGAGGGCUCCGUGCUCGACGCCAACGAGGGCAUCCGCUUCCACGGCCGCACUAUCAAGGACUGCCAGAAGGAGCUGCCCAAGGGCACCACCGGCACCGAGAUGCUUCCCGAGGCCAUGUUCUGGCUGCUGCUGACCGGCAAGGUGCCGUCCGUCGCCCAGGUCCGCCAGCUGUCGCGCGAGCUCGCCGCGCAGGGUCAGCUGCCCGAGCUGGUCAACAAGAUGCUCGACGACUUCCCGCGCGACAUGCACCCCAUGACCCAGUUCGCCAUCGCCGUCGCCGCCCUCAACUACACCUCCAAGUUCGCCAAGGCCUACGAGGCGGGGCUCAGCAAGGCCGACUACUGGGAGCCCACCUUCGACGACUGCAUCUCCCUGCUCGCCAAGCUGCCCACCAUCGCCGCCAAGAUCUACCACAACACCUACCGCGGCGGCGGCCCCCUGCCCGGCGAGAUCGACCCGGAGCAGGACUGGGCCUACAACUUUGCCGCCAUGCUCGGUAAGGGCGGGAAGGAGAACGAGAGCUUCCAGGACCUGCUGCGCUUGUACCUCGCCCUGCACGGCGACCACGAGGGCGGCAACGCCUCGGCGCACACCACCCAUCUCGUCGGCAGCACCCUGAGCGACCCCUUCCUCAGCUACAGCGCCGGCCUGCAGGCUCUGGCCGGGCCCCUGCACGGCCUCGCCGCGCAAGAGAACCUCCGGUGGAUCCUGCAGAUGAAGGAGGCCAUCCCGGAGUCGUACACGGACGAGGACGUGCGCGGGUACAUCUGGGCGACGCUCAACGCGGGGCGGGUCGUGCCGGGGUACGGGCACGCGGUGCUGCGCAAGCCGGACCCGCGCUUCGAGGCGCUGAUGGACUUCGCGGCGGCGCGGCCCGAGAUCGCGCGCGACCCCGUCUUCCGCCUGGUGCAGGCCAACAGCCGCGUCGCGCCCGACGUGCUGCGCCAGCACGGCAAGACCAAGAACCCCUACCCCAACGUCGACUCCUCCUCCGGCGUGCUCUUCCACCACUACGGCUUCCGCGAGACCCUCUACUACACCGCCACCUUCGGCGUCUCCCGCGGCCUCGGCCCCCUCGCCCAGCUCAUCUGGGACCGCGCCCUCGGCCUGCCCAUCGAGCGCCCCAAGAGCAUCAACCUCGAGGGCAUCCUCAAGCAGGUCGAGGCGCAGUAACGGGGACUUUUUGUUUUUGAUGGUGAACCAGUGUGCUGUUGAUGUUGUUGUGGUUGUUGUUCUUGUAACGAUGUUUGAUGUGCUGUAUAGCGUCUACACGAAGGAUUUCAAAUUUUGCUAUGUGCGA
Molecule: messenger RNA, 1917 nt
Organism: Thermothielavioides terrestris NRRL 8126
Lineage: Eukaryota; Fungi; Ascomycota; Sordariomycetes; Sordariales; Chaetomiaceae
Exons: 3
Coding region: 360-1790 (476 amino acids)
Biological process (GO): carbohydrate metabolic process; tricarboxylic acid cycle
Cellular component (GO): mitochondrial matrix
Molecular function (GO): 2-methylcitrate synthase activity
Source: RefSeq, a predicted model, not a curated record